UAUGAAAAGGUAUAUUGUGUAUAUGUACCAAUACAAGGUCCGACUCAAGUUCAUCAGAUAGAUCCUCCAAGUAAAAAUUAUUUUAAUUCAUUAGGAAAAAAGCCAAAAGAGAUCAUAGAAAGAAUUCAAGUUCAUCUAGUAGUUCCAGAAGUAUUUUUCUGGGUUUAUAUAUUAGGAGAUAGGAAAAAGAAGUAGAAAAAAGAGAAAAAAGAUAAGAAGGAAAAGAUUGCAUAAAGUAAUUCAAACUUUGUGAAUUUAGAUAUUGUAGCAUCAUAAAAGUUGUAUAUAAUAGUUAUAAUAUAGAACUUAAAGAUCAAAAUCAAAAUCAAAAUCAAAGUCUCAUUCAAAAUCAAAACCAAAGGAUGAUCCAAACAUAAUAAAAAAAGGAAGAGGUCAUAUGAAUAGCUACCUUUUGUAAGUUUAUUGUUGAUUUUAAUAAGUGGUUGGAAAAAUGAAGAUUUUAGUCAAGCUAAUUCUUAUUUGAAAAAGUACUCAUUCAAUCUCUUAUUAAUUUUAGAAUUGAUUAAACAAUUAAAAGAAAAAAUAAACCACCUCAAAUAAAUAAACCUUAAGAUUAAGGAUAAACAAAUAAUAAUGUGAAUGUUAAUUUAGAAAAAAAAAUGGAUGAUUAAUAAGUAUGAUUAUUAGUUCUUAGAUUUAAUAAGGUUGAAAGAAGAAAUUAUAAUCAAGGAAACUAUCGUAGAUUUAAUAAUUCUUCAUAUAGAAGAUAUGAUAGAAGAGAUGAACGUGAUUAUGAAAGAAGUUAAAGAAAUGAUAGGAGUGAAAGAAAUGAUAGAAGUGAAAGAAAUGAUAAGAAUGAAAGAAAUGAUAAAAAUGAUAAGAAUGAUAAAAAUGAAAGAAAUGAUAAGAAUGAAAGAAAUGAUAAGAAUGAUAAAAAUGAUAGAAAUGAUAGAAAUGACAGAAAUGAUAGAUAUGAUAGGAAUGAGAAAAACAAUAGUUUUAAUAGAGAUAAAUAUAGAAAUAGAUUUAAUGAUAAAGAUAGAAAUAAUAAAGAUAGAGAUCAAAAAGGAGAUGAAAGAAGUAAAUUAUUUAACAAGACUAUAAGAUUAAAGAAAUUAUCCAUAUCAUUCUAAAUGGGCUCAUGAUUGGUUUGAAAAAGAUAAAGAUUAAAGUCCUAAUAAUAAUAAUGUAUAAUUUAUAUUAACUACUUUUUAGCAAGUUAAACCAAGAGGAUCCCCAAUAUACAAAUGAA
This is a messenger RNA of Paramecium pentaurelia, 1213 nucleotides long. NCBI's taxonomy places the organism in Eukaryota, Ciliophora, Oligohymenophorea, Peniculida, Parameciidae. The record is from the annotation of a GenBank genome assembly.